AGGGUUUGUGUACCUUAUACUUUUGUCAACACUAGCAAAGAAGCGCGUAUCAACUCAGUUUGUCAACUGCGUAGCCUGUUCUCGUUUCUUACACGCACUUGUACCAGCGUUAAUUACCUGCGUAUGCAAUCGUGUAGUAGUAUGCACGCUUGCCGUAGAAAAGGGAAAACUUCGAAUCAACCUGAAGAGUAGGUUGCAUCCUAUCCACGACCGAUACUGCUUUAAGGCCUUAGGACUAGACAAUGGUCGGAGAGCGACCGCAACCAUUUCAGCAUGAAGAUAUGGAUGUCGGAGAGCAACCUGGGACAAGUGGGCGCGGAGAAGCGAAACAUUUCCGUGUUGGUUGCGCGUUAUUGCCGAAGAAGGUGAGCAGGUACCUGACUUCGUCCAUGGCGCAAGUCGCACGCAGCCGGGGCGUCGAGCUCGUCCUUCUGGACCACACGAAACCACUUUUGGAUCAAGGCGAAUACGAUGCAAUAGUUCACAAGCUCCGCCCCAAUAAGGACUGGGAGCGCAACCUCCAAGAAUACAUUAAAGCGCGGCCGGGAGUCAAAGUGAUCGACAGCCUAGCGGGCAUCCGGAUAGUGCACAACCGCUCCACCAUGCUGCUUCCAUUGAGGGAACGCCCGGAAGGAAUCAAGCUGCAGAAGCCGGACUGCGCACGCAACGGCGGGAGCCCAGGCAUGUGCGCCCGGAUUCAGUCCCCAACCCAGGUGGAGAUCGCGGAGGGCACCUCCCUGUCCGAGGCUCAGGCGCAGCUGCGGCGCGCGGGGCUGCGUCCGCCGCUGCUGGUCAAGCCGCUGUGGACGGACGGGCGCGAGGGCAGCCACGGCCUGGCGGUGCUGCAUGACAUGGCGGCGCUAGGGCGGGUGCUGGGGGGCGAUGUGAGCAGCGCGCUGAAGCCGCCGCUGGUGGUGCAACAGUUCGUGGAGCACGGGGGCGUGCUGUUCAAGGUGUACGUGCUGGGCAUGCGCACGGUGGUGUGUCGGCGCCCCUCCCUGGGUGACUCAUACCUGGGGGAGGAGGCACGCAACGCAGGCGUGUUGUCGCUACCCCGCAUCUCCUGCAAAUCCAGCUACGGCAAAUUCGCCCUGGCGCAUGGGAGCAGCAGCAGCAGCAGUAUUGGCGCAGGCGGGGCCGGCGGCGGGACGGCACCAGGGGGCGAUGCUGCUGCUGCUGCUGGCGUUACGUCGCAUGGCCGAGCGAGGCCGCAAGCGACCGGCGCUCGAUGCGCACAGUCGCCGCAGCAGCCACUACAGCACUCGCAGUCGCACACAUCACAGUCGCAAUUGCCGUCGCCGCGGUCAUUAUCACAACAACAGCAGCAGCAACAGCAGCAGCCGGCAGUGCCACCGGAGUGGGUUACCAGCGCGCUUGCUGGCACCCUCCGUGACAAGCUGGGGUUGCAGCUGUUCAAUUUCGACAUGAUCUGUCCGGCGGAGCAGAAGUCGCCACGCGAGCGGCUGUACUAUGUGGUGGACAUUAACUAUUUCCCCGGCGUCGACAAGAUCCCGGACUUUGAAAACAUCUUCGUGGACUUCCUCACAGCCACCUGCGAGGGCGAGGGCGACGCAUCAGCAGCAGCUGCUGCUGCUGUUGCUGAUUCCUGCGGUGGCACGCCCGGCGGCGAAACGCAAUGCGCCGGUGGGACGGGGGCGGACCGGCAGCAGGAAACGCCGGAGGGCGACGACGGCGACGGCGUUUCCUCUGUGUCGUUCGGCAAGGGCGAUCUGGGUCGGGUGUCCGGUGCGGAGGCGCCGGCGCCAGCAGCUGAGGCGACGUCAGGUGGCUGCUAUGACGAGGUGCGGGAUAUGGAGGAGGAGGAGGAGCCGUGAUGAUGCGUGGGGGCGGGAGGUGUUUUACCAGGUUGCUCCCGACUCGUCGCUUCAGGGUUGUGCCCUGCCAGCAAGAGCCUUUGGAGAUGGUUUGGAGUUAGCGGCGACGUUGCAAGGUUGCCUGGCGGCCCCACGCCCCUUGCAGAACUGUGAUACGGCACCGUGACGUGACAUGGGCAUACUGGAAGUGUGUGUGGAUGACAUGACAUUUUAGGAGUGCGGAUUCAGAGGCGGUUGAAGGGGAGGGGCUCUUUGGUGCGGUUAGCAACCUGUGCGUGAACUGAUGAGGUACAGAGUUGGGUGUGUCGGGAGUGAGAGCCGCCCGCUGUUGAGCCCAGCUGUGGUGCUUGGGCUCGAGGGUGGGCGCGGAGGGUGUGCCGGGUACAGGUUUGAGUGUUCUGUAGCUGUUGAGGACAGGAACGAGUGGUUAACGCCUAACGGUGCGUGGGCGGUUACUGAAAGAGGCGGGCAGGCAUCCUGUCGGAGCUGUCCCUGCAAUUCUUUAAGGGUCAUAGGUCCCUCAUUCUUUCUUGACUGUUGCGACCUCCUUACUUCAGUGGUGGCUCUAUGCAUCGGUCCCUGUGUACAACGUUUUGAGGUACGGCAUAGGCGUAUAACUCAUAGCUGGCGCAGCGCAUGGUACUUUUAACGUGAGUAGCAGUUUCGUCGCUGCUAGGUUGCUAGGUUGCCAGCGCGUUUUUGUGUGUGGCUGCUACACAGCCGUCAAGACGCUUGGCGCAAUCGAGCGUGUUCAGGGGCUCUGUUGACACACAGCAUCAACUGGUAAGAGUUCAGUUUUGAGCGGUUGGUUUUUACUACUGCCGUGUACACAUAUGCGGGUGUGCGGGUACCUCUGCGGUGUGGUGCUUUAAACGACGUGUCUGCCUGGCCUGUGUGACUGGAGACUGUUGCUUCAGGUGCCGUACUCGCACUGGGGGAGGAGGUUUGCUAAAUGCCGUACCACAGCGGUAUGUGAACUAACGGGCGCGCUGGUCCCGCUGGGAGUGGCGGCCCCAUUUCACCGGUUGUCGGCAGUUGGAACCAGCGACUUGCUCAGGCUGUUAUCAGCCCAAGCUGCGGGUCCAUUCAAAGAGCUUCUUAAUCCUGUCUAUCUUCUUAAUCCC
Messenger RNA from Astrephomene gubernaculifera, 2959 nucleotides. Lineage: Eukaryota; Viridiplantae; Chlorophyta; Chlorophyceae; Chlamydomonadales; Astrephomenaceae. The record is from the annotation of a GenBank genome assembly.